Molecule: messenger RNA, 9722 nt
Organism: Pelecanus crispus (Dalmatian pelican)
Lineage: Eukaryota; Metazoa; Chordata; Aves; Pelecaniformes; Pelecanidae
Source: RefSeq, a predicted model, not a curated record
AGGAUGUGGGAGAUGAAGGAGAAGAGGAAAAAGAGUUCAUUUCCUACAGUAUCAGCACUGACAUUCAUUAUGGAAUAAAAUCAAACAGCCUGGCGUUCAUUAAGCGUACACCAGUGAUUGAUGCUGACAAACCAGUGUCUUCCCAACUGAGAGUGCUCACUCUCAGUGAAGAUUCUCCAUAUGAAACUUUACUCUCUUUCAUUAGCAAUGCUGUUGCUCCCUUUUUCAAGUCCUACAUCAGAGAAUCUGGCAAAGCAGACAGGGAUGGAGAUAAGAUGGCUCCUUCAGUUGAGAAAAAGAUUGCAGAACUUGAAAUGGGCCUCUUGCAUCUGCAGCAGAAUAUUGAAAUUCCAGAGAUUAGUCUGCCAAUUCAUGCAACCAUUACUAAUGUUGCCAAGCAGUGUUAUGAACGUGGAGAAAAACCAAAGGUUACAGAUUUUGGUGAGAAGGCUGAGGAUCCGUUAUUCCUCAAUCAGCUACAGUCUGGAGUCAACCGCUGGAUUAGAGAGAUACAAAAGGUGACUAAAUUAGAUCGAGAUCCUGCAUCAGGCACUGCAUUACAGGAGAUAAGCUUCUGGUUAAAUUUGGAACGGGCCCUGUAUCGCAUCCAGGAAAAACGUGAAAGUCCAGAAGUUCUUCUGACUCUGGAUAUUCUAAAACAUGGCAAACGUUUUCAUGCAACUGUCAGCUUCGAUACAGACACAGGUCUAAAACAGGCUCUGGAAACUGUGAAUGACUAUAAUCCACUGAUGAAAGACUUCCCACUCAAUGACUUGCUGUCUGCUACUGAGCUGGACAAGAUAAGGCAGGCCCUUGUUGCAAUAUUUACCCAUUUGAGAAAAAUCAGAAACACAAAAUACCCAAUCCAAAGGGCAUUGCGUUUAGUGGAGGCUAUUUCAAGAGAUCUGAGCUCUCAGCUACUUAAAGUGUUAGGAACCAGAAAACUGAUGCAUGUUGCCUAUGAAGAAUUUGAAAAGGUAAUGGUUGCAUGCUUUGAAGUAUUCCAAACCUGGGAUGAUGAAUAUGAGAAGCUACAAGUUCUGCUGAGAGAUAUUGUGAAAAGAAAAAGGGAAGAGAACCUGAAGAUGGUGUGGCGUAUCAAUCCUGCUCAUAGGAAACUCCAAAGUCGUCUUGAUCAAAUGAGGAAAUUCAGGCGUCAGCAUGAGCAGCUGAGGGCAGUUAUUGUGAGAGUCUUGCGACCUCAGGUAACUGCUGUUGCCCAGCAAAAUCAAGGAGAGGUACCUGAACCACAGGAUAUGAAAGUAGCAGAAGUCCUUUUUGAUGCUGCAGAUGCUAAUGCAAUUGAAGAAGUCAAUCUUGCUUAUGAGAAUGUUAAGGAAGUAGAUGGGUUAGAUGUUUCCAAAGAAGGUACAGAAGCCUGGGAGGCAGCUAUGAAACGAUAUGAUGAAAGAAUUGAUAGAGUUGAAACAAGAAUAACUGCCCGUUUGAGAGACCAGCUUGGUACAGCAAAGAAUGCCAAUGAAAUGUUCAGAAUCUUCUCUCGAUUUAAUGCCUUGUUUGUCAGACCUCACAUUCGCGGUGCCAUUCGUGAAUAUCAAACACAAUUGAUCCAACGCGUAAAGGAUGAUAUUGAGUCUCUUCAUGACAAAUUUAAAGUACAAUACCCGCAGAGUCAAGCUUGUAAAAUGAGUCACGUUCGUGACUUACCUCCUGUGUCUGGGUCUAUAAUUUGGGCAAAACAGAUUGACAGACAGCUGACGGCUUACAUGAAGCGUGUUGAGGAUGUCCUUGGCAAAGGUUGGGAGAACCACGUAGAAGGUCAGAAGCUAAAGCAGGAUGGAGAUAGCUUUCGCAUGAAGCUCAACACUCAGGAGAUCUUUGAUGACUGGGCAAGAAAAGUUCAGCAACGCAAUCUUGGUGUGUCUGGUCGUAUUUUCACCAUUGAAAGCACUCGUGUUAGAGGUCGGACUGGAAAUGUCCUGAAACUGAAAGUCAACUUCCUCCCAGAAAUAAUUACGCUUUCAAAAGAAGUUCGAAACCUGAAGUGGCUUGGUUUCCGUGUUCCAUUAGCAAUUGUCAACAAAGCUCACCAAGCAAACCAGCUGUAUCCAUUUGCUAUUUCUCUCAUUGAAAGUGUCCGUACGUAUGAACGAACAUGUGAGAAAGUAGAAGAGCGUAAUACUAUCUCACUUCUGGUUGCUGGCUUGAAGAAAGAGGUGCAGGCUUUGAUUGCAGAAGGAAUUGCACUUGUGUGGGAAUCAUACAAACUUGAUCCAUAUGUACAGCGCUUAGCCGAGACAGUCUUCAGUUUCCAGGAAAAGGUGGAUGAUCUGCUCAUUAUUGAAGAGAAAAUAGACCUGGAAGUGAGAUCAUUGGAAACAUGCAUGUAUGACCACAAGACUUUCUCAGAAAUCUUGAACAGGGUUCAGAAAGCUGUGGAUGACUUAAAUCUUCAUUCAUAUUCAAAUUUGCCAAUCUGGGUCAAUAAGUUGGAUAUGGAGAUUGAAAGAAUCCUGGGUGUUCGUUUGCAAGCUGGACUGAGGGCCUGGACCCAAGUUCUUCUUGGACAAGCAGAUGACAAAGCAGAAGUUGAUAUGGAUACAGAUGCUCCUCAAGUGAGCCAUAAGCCUGGUGGUGAACCCAAGAUCAAAAACAUUGUACAUGAACUAAGAAUAACCAACCAGGUGAUAUACUUGAAUCCACCAAUUGAAGAGUGUAGGUACAAACUUUAUCAAGAAAUGUUUUCUUGGAAGAUGGUAAUCCUGUCACUACCAAGAAUUCAAAGUCAGAGAUACCAGGUCGGAGUGCAUUAUGAGCUGUCUGAGGAAGAGAAAUUCUAUCGUAAUGCAUUGACAAGGAUGCCUGAUGGUCCUGCAGCUCUGGAGGACUCAUAUUCUGCUGUCAUGGGAAUUGUGACUGAAGUGGAGCAGUAUGUCAAGGUUUGGCUGCAGUACCAGUGUCUGUGGGAUAUGCAGGCUGAAAACAUCUACAACCGUCUUGGAGAAGACCUGAAUAAGUGGCAAGCCCUUCUAGUUCAGAUAAGAAAGGCAAGAGGAACAUUUGAUAAUGCAGAAACCAGAAAGGAAUUUGGACCUGUUGUCAUAGACUAUGGCAAGGUACAAUCAAAGGUGAACUUGAAGUAUGACUCCUGGCACAAGGAAGUGCUCAGCAAAUUUGGCCAAAUGCUUGGUCAGAAUAUGACAGAGUUUCAUUCACAAAUUUCUAAGUCCCGUCAAGAACUGGAGCAGCAUUCAGUGGACACUGCCAGCACAUCAGAUGCAGUGACGUUCAUCACCUACGUGCAGUCCUUGAAACGUAAAAUCAAGCAGUUUGAAAAGCAAGUUGAGCUUUAUCGCAAUGGUCAGCGCUUGCUUGAGAAACAAAGGUUCCAGUUUCCAUCCUCUUGGCUGUACAUUGACAACAUUGAAGGAGAAUGGGGUGCCUUUAAUGACAUCAUGCGUAGAAAGGAUUCUGCCAUUCAACAACAAGUAGCAAAUUUGCAGAUGAAGAUAGUUCAAGAGGAUCGUGCAGUGGAGAGCCGAACAACUGACUUGCUAACAGACUGGGAGAAAACAAAGCCUGUAACAGGAAACCUGCGUCCAGAAGAGGCUCUUCAAGCUCUUACCAUUUACGAAGGAAAAUUCGGUAGGCUGAAGGAUGAUCGUGAGAAGUGUGCGAAGGCCAAGGAAGCUCUGGAACUAACAGAUACAGGACUACUCAGUGGCAGUGAAGAGCGCGUCCAGGUAGCCCUUGAAGAGUUGCAGGAUCUCAAAGGCGUCUGGUCUGAACUUUCUAAGGUCUGGGAACAGAUUGAUCAAAUGAAAGAACAACCCUGGGUUUCAGUACAGCCUCGCAAGCUUCGACAGAACUUGGACGGUCUGCUGAACCAACUGAAAAACUUCCCUGCCCGCUUGCGACAGUAUGCCUCUUAUGAGUAUGUUCAGAGACUUCUGAAGGGCUACAUGAAGAUAAACAUGUUAGUUAUUGAGCUGAAAUCCGAAGCCCUUAAAGAUCGUCACUGGAAACAGCUGAUGAAGAGGCUUCACGUUAACUGGGUUGUCUCAGAAUUGACCCUGGGUCAGAUCUGGGAUGUCGAUUUACAGAGAAAUGAAGCAAUCGUCAAAGAUGUACUGCUCGUGGCUCAGGGAGAGAUGGCUUUGGAAGAGUUCUUGAAACAGAUAAGAGAAGUGUGGAACACUUAUGAAUUGGACUUGGUCAAUUACCAGAACAAAUGCCGUUUGAUUCGUGGGUGGGAUGACCUUUUCAACAAAGUAAAAGAGCAUAUUAACAGCGUGUCCGCUAUGAAGCUAUCACCAUACUACAAGGUGUUUGAGGAAGAUGCCCUUAGCUGGGAAGAUAAGCUGAACCGUAUCAUGGCACUCUUUGAUGUCUGGAUAGAUGUCCAAAGGCGAUGGGUCUACCUGGAGGGAAUCUUUACUGGUAGUGCAGACAUCAAGCACUUGCUGCCUGUGGAGACCCAGCGGUUCCAGAGCAUCAGCACUGAAUUUUUGGCACUCAUGAAAAAGGUGUCCAAAUCUCCACUUGUGAUGGAUGUUCUUAACAUUCAAGGUGUACAGAGGUCAUUAGAGAGACUGGCAGACUUGCUUGGGAAGAUACAGAAGGCACUGGGAGAAUACUUGGAAAGGGAGAGGUCCUCACUUUAGUUGACUCUUGAAGUAAAGUUUUAUUUUGUUGGUGAUGAAGACUUGCUUGAAAUCAUUGGAAACAGCAAAAAUGUUGCUAAGCUGCAGAAACACUUCAAGAAGAUGUUUGCUGGCGUUUCUAGCAUUAUUCUCAAUGAAGAUAAUUCUGUGGUUCUUGGGAUAUCCUCACGCGAAGGAGAGGAGGUGCUGUUCAAAACACCUGUCUCCAUCACAGAACAUCCCAAGAUCAAUGAGUGGCUCACUCUUGUUGAAAAAGAAAUGAGAGUGACCCUUGCUAAAUUGCUUGCAGAAUCUGUUACUGAAGUAGAAAUCUUUGGAAAAGCAACUUCAAUUGAUCCAGCAGUCUACAUCUCUUGGAUUGACAAAUACCAGGCUCAGCUUGUCGUCCUGUCAGCCCAGAUUGCGUGGUCUGAGAAUGUCGAGUCAGCCCUCAGUGGUAUGGGUGGAGCUGGAGACAACAGUCCUCUCCACUCUGUGCUAGCUAAUGUUGAGGUCACACUCAAUGUCCUGGCAGACUCUGUGCUGAUGGAGCAGCCGCCUCUUCGGAGAAGGAAACUGGAGCACUUGAUCACCGAGUUGGUGCACCAGAGAGAUGUUACAAGAUCACUGAUCAAAAGCAAGAUCGACAACUCCAAAUCCUUUGAGUGGCUCAGCCAAAUGCGGUUCUACUUUGACCCAAAGCAGACGGAUGUGUUGCAGCAGCUUUCCAUUCAGAUGGCAAAUGCCAAAUUCAACUAUGGUUUUGAGUACCUUGGUGUUCAGGAUAAGCUAGUACAGACUCCUCUUACUGACCGCUGUUACCUGACGAUGACACAAGCCCUGGAGGCAAGACUUGGAGGAUCACCAUUUGGUCCUGCUGGUACUGGUAAAACGGAAUCUGUUAAGGCUCUUGGACAUCAGCUUGGCCGCUUUGUGUUGGUUUUCAACUGUGAUGAAACAUUUGACUUCCAGGCAAUGGGACGCAUCUUUGUGGGACUUUGCCAAGUGGGUGCAUGGGGCUGCUUUGAUGAGUUCAACAGACUGGAGGAGCGUAUGCUCUCUGCUGUUUCACAGCAAGUUCAGUGCAUCCAGGAAGCCUUGCGAGAGCAUUCCAACCCCAACUAUGACAAGACUGCAACACCUAUUACAUGUGAGCUGCUGAACAAACAAGUCAAAGUGAGCCCUGACAUGGCCAUCUUCAUCACCAUGAAUCCUGGCUAUGCAGGCAGAUCAAAUCUGCCUGACAAUUUGAAGAAGUUGUUCCGUAGCUUGGCAAUGACAAAACCAGACCGUCAGUUGAUUGCCCAGGUCAUGUUGUACUCCCAAGGUUUCCGUACAGCUGAAGUGCUUGCCAAUAAGAUAGUACCAUUCUUCAAGCUUUGUGAUGAACAGCUGUCCUCCCAAAGUCACUAUGAUUUUGGCUUGAGAGCACUGAAGAGUGUGCUGGUUAGUGCAGGUAAUGUGAAGAGGGAGAGGAUUCAGAAGAUAAAGCGGGAAAAAGAAGAGCGUGGUGAAGUUGUUGAUGAGGGAGAAAUCGCUGAGAACUUGCCAGAACAAGAGAUCCUGAUCCAAAGCGUAUGUGAAACUAUGGUACCAAAACUGGUUGCAGAAGACAUUCCAUUGCUGUUCAGUCUCCUUUCUGAUGUAUUCCCUGGAGUACAGUAUCAUCGUGGGGAGAUGACAGCCUUGCGAGAGGAGCUUAAGAAAGUGUGUCAGGAAAUGUACCUUACCUAUGGUGAUGGAGAAGAAGUUGGUGGCAUGUGGGUUGAAAAGGUUCUUCAGCUGUAUCAGAUUACACAGAUAAAUCAUGGAUUGAUGAUGGUUGGUCCCUCCGGAAGUGGAAAGAGCAUGGCUUGGAGAGUCCUUCUGAAAGCCCUCGAACGGCUGGAGGGUGUGGAAGGUGUUGCUCAUAUUAUAGAUCCUAAAGCAAUCAGCAAAGAUCACCUCUAUGGUACUUUGGAUCCAAACACCAGAGAAUGGACAGAUGGCUUGUUUACACAUGUCCUGAGAAAAAUCAUAGACAAUGUGAGAGGUGAACUACAAAAACGUCAGUGGAUUAUCUUUGAUGGUGAUGUAGACCCUGAAUGGGUUGAGAACUUGAACUCUGUUUUGGAUGACAACAAACUACUGACUCUGCCAAAUGGAGAACGUCUCAGCCUUCCACCAAAUGUACGUAUCAUGUUUGAGGUACAGGAUCUGAAAUACGCCACUUUGGCUACUGUGUCAAGGUGUGGUAUGGUCUGGUUCAGUGAGGAUGUUCUCAGUACAGACAUGAUAUUCAACAACUUCCUGGCCAGACUAAGAAACAUUCCUCUGGAUGAAGGUGAGGAGGAAGCUCAGCGAAGGCGAAAGGGCAAAGAAGACGAGGGAGAAGAAGCAGCAUCCCCAAUGUUACAGAUUCAGAGAGAUGCUGCAACAAUAAUGCAGCCAUAUUUCACGUCUAAUGGCCUGGUAACUAAAGCACUUGAACAUGCUUUCAAGUUGGAGCAUAUUAUGGAUCUCACCCGCUUGCGCUGUCUUGGUUCUCUGUUCUCCAUGUUGCAUCAAGCUUGCCGCAAUGUAGCCCAGUACAAUGCCAAUCAUCCAGACUUUCCAAUGCAGAUAGAUCAAUUAGAGCGUUACAUCCAGAGGUACCUGGUCUAUGCAAUACUCUGGUCCCUUUCUGGAGACAGUCGUUUGAAAAUGAGAGCAGAGCUGGGAGAAUACAUUAGGAGAAUCACCACUGUGCCACUGCCGACUGCACCCAACAUACCUAUAAUUGACUAUGAGGUGUCCAUUACAGGUGAAUGGGUGCCGUGGCAAUCCAAGGUUCCUCAAAUUGAAGUUGAGACUCACAAAGUUGCAGCUCCUGAUGUGGUUGUACCAACUCUAGAUACCGUUCGCCAUGAAGCAUUGCUGUAUACUUGGCUGGCAGAACACAAACCUCUUGUACUGUGUGGCCCACCAGGUUCUGGGAAGACCAUGACCCUCUUCAGUGCUCUCAGAGCUCUGCCUGACAUGGAGGUGGUUGGACUCAACUUUUCUAGUGCUACCACUCCAGAACUGCUCUUGAAAACUUUUGAUCACUACUGUGAGUACAGGCGUACACCUAAUGGAGUGGUGCUGGCUCCUGUGCAGUUAGGAAAGUGGCUGGUGCUGUUCUGUGAUGAAAUCAACUUGCCAGACAUGGAUAAGUAUGGCACACAGAGAGUCAUAUCCUUCAUUAGACAGAUGGUGGAACAUGGAGGGUUCUAUCGUACAUCAGACCAGACAUGGGUGAAACUGGAAAGAAUUCAGUUUGUUGGUGCAUGUAAUCCACCUACUGAUCCUGGAAGAAAACCUCUCUCACAUAGAUUUUUACGACAUGUUCCUGUGGUUUAUGUGGACUAUCCUGGACCAGCUUCGCUUACUCAGAUAUAUGGAACAUUCAAUCGUGCAAUGCUAAGGCUGAUCCCAUCACUUCGCACAUAUGCAGAACCUCUCACUGCUGCUAUGGUAGAAUUCUACACGAUGUCUCAGGAGAGGUUUACUCAAGACACACAGCCACACUACAUCUAUUCGCCUCGUGAAAUGACUCGAUGGGUGAGAGGUAUAUUCGAAGCAUUAAGACCACUAGAAACCUUACCAGUUGAAGGCCUUAUCAGGAUUUGGGCCCAUGAAGCCUUACGUCUUUUCCAAGACAGACUUGUAGAAGACGAGGAGAGACGCUGGACUGAUGAGAACAUUGAUAUGGUUGCUCUGAAGCACUUCCCCAAUAUUGACAAAGAAAAAGCUAUGAGCAGACCUAUCUUAUACAGCAACUGGCUGUCAAAGGAUUAUAUUCCAGUGGAUCAAGAAGAAUUAAGAGACUAUGUGAAAGCUAGGCUUAAAGUCUUUUAUGAAGAAGAACUUGAUGUACCACUUGUUCUGUUCAAUGAAGUCUUGGAUCAUGUGUUAAGAAUUGACCGAAUCUUCCGUCAGCCACAAGGUCAUUUGCUGCUUAUUGGAGUCAGUGGAGCAGGGAAAACAACUCUCUCGCGAUUUGUUGCCUGGAUGAACGGUUUGAGCGUCUACCAAAUUAAGGUUCACAGAAAAUACACAGGUGAAGAUUUUGAUGAAGAUCUUAGGACAGUAUUGAGACGUUCUGGCUGUAAAAAUGAAAAAAUAGCUUUUAUAAUGGAUGAGUCGAAUGUGUUGGAUUCUGGAUUCCUGGAGAGAAUGAACACUCUCCUAGCCAAUGGAGAGGUUCCUGGUCUCUUUGAAGGAGAUGAAUAUGCCACCCUCAUGACUCAGUGUAAAGAAGGAGCACAGAAAGAAGGUUUAAUGUUAGAUUCACAUGAAGAACUGUACAAAUGGUUCACCAGCCAAGUUAUUCGCAAUCUCCAUGUUGUGUUCACUAUGAAUCCAUCUUCUGAGGGCCUGAAGGACAGGGCAGCUACCUCUCCUGCGCUCUUCAACAGGUGUGUCUUGAACUGGUUUGGAGACUGGUCAACUGAGGCACUGUACCAAGUUGGCAAAGAGUUCACAAGCAAAAUGGAUCUUGAGAAACCAAAUUAUAUUGUGCCCGAUUAUAUGCCAGUUGUGUAUGAUAAGCUACCACAACCACCAUCACACAGGGAAGCUAUUGUUAAUAGUUGUGUGUUUGUUCAUCAGACUCUCCAUCAGGCUAAUGCUCGUCUGGCAAAACGAGGAGGCAGAACCAUGGCAAUCACACCACGCCACUAUUUAGACUUCAUCAACCAUUAUGCCAACUUGUUCAAUGAGAAACGAAGUGAAUUGGAGGAACAGCAAAUGCAUUUGAACGUUGGCCUUAGAAAAAUCAAGGAAACAGUUGAUCAGGUGGAAGAAUUGCGGCGUGACCUAAGAAUAAAGAGUCAGGAACUGGAAGUGAAGAAUGCAGCAGCCAAUGACAAGUUAAAAAAGAUGGUGAAGCAGGAAGCUGAGAAGAAAAAGGUCAUGAGCCAGGAGAUUCAGGAACAGCUGCACAAGCAGCAGGAGGUCAUUGCAGACAAGCAGAUGAGUGUGAAAGAAGAUCUUGACAAGGUGGAGCCUGCUGUCAUUGAAGCUCAGAAUGGUAUGUUAGCACCUGAAGAGAUCACACUGUGGGAUUUGAUCCAAAACUGCACUAUUUUGUCUGUGAAACUUCCUCCUAGGUCAUGA